Molecule: messenger RNA, 2061 nt
Organism: Clupea harengus (Atlantic herring)
Lineage: Eukaryota; Metazoa; Chordata; Actinopteri; Clupeiformes; Clupeidae
Product: solute carrier family 2, facilitated glucose transporter member 11-like
Exons: 12
Coding region: 271-1758 (495 amino acids)
Biological process (GO): dehydroascorbic acid transport
Cellular component (GO): plasma membrane
Molecular function (GO): D-glucose transmembrane transporter activity
Source: RefSeq, a predicted model, not a curated record
GUACAGACAGUUGCCAGGAUCUAGUUCCAUCCAGAAAACAAACAAACAAAACCGUCCUGGUCUCUUCUCAGUUAACGAUUAAUGACACUCACUUAACAUUUACACUUUCUUUGGACAUGUUGGACCUAACCUGCGUAGAAUCUAGGGUUGAUGGGACUCAGGAUGAUAUAUAACGGCUGCAGGGCAGGACUCUUUAUCCCCCCUUGCCCAAGGUGAGUGCCCACUUGAGCUCUUCUCUCUCUCCAGUCAUCGUCCAAGGAGUCCACAGUCAUGAAGACUGCGCUGCAAGAGCUGACUCAGUACUGGAGGCUGUACCUGUUGACAUUGGUGCUGGGCAUUGGGGGAUCAUUCCAGUAUGGAAUCCAAGUUUCCAUCAUGACUUCGCCUGCUGAGCACAUCCAGAGCUUUGUGAACCAGACCUGGCUGGGCAGGUAUGAAGUUCCUGUGGGAGAGUCCACCAACACCCUCAUAUGGUCCUUCAUCAUGUCCAUCUUCAGCCUGGGGGGCUGGGCCGGGGCGGUCCACAGUGGCAGCCUUCCAGUCAAACACGGACGGAAGAAAGCCCUCCUGAUAAACAACGUGGUGGCCAUCGUUGCUGCUGUUUUGAUGGUCCUGAGCAGGAUGGCUAAAUCGUUUGAGAUGAUCUUGAUCGGUAGAUUCUUGUAUGGAUACAAUGUCGGUUUGGGGCUGAGUGUGCACCUGAUGUACGUGGGUGAAAGCUCGCCAAAGAAGCUACGUGGCUUUCUCACCUUAACCUGCUCAAUUUUCAUCGGCCUCGGUAAACUGGUGGGCCAGGUGGUUGGAAUCAAAGAGUUGAUGGGCACCGAUGACAUGUGGCCCUACGUGCUAGCUGUGAGCGGCCUGCCUGCUAUCCUGCAGUUCCUGUCCUUGCUGUGGUUCCCAGAGGCGCCACGCUACCUCUACAUUGACAAGGGAGAUGAGGAUGGCUGUAAGAAAGCCCUCCAGUGGCUGUGGCAAGAAGAUGAUCUGAAGCUGGAGCUGGAGGACAUGAGGAAGGAGAGGGAGAGUGCCCAGGGGGAGAAGGCCAAGACUGUGCUGGAUGUGCUGCGAUCUCGCUGCGUGCGCUGGCAGCUGCUGGCGCUGGCACUCCCCUGUGCUGGCGUGCAGUUCUGUGGAAUCAACGCGCUUUAUUUUUACGCAUUUGACAUCUUCCGUGAAUCUGGAAUUGAAGAGGACAAGAUGCGUUAUCUCUCUAUUGGUAUCGGGGCAACUGAACUGAUCACUGUAACAAUCUGUGCUUUUGUGAUUGACCGUGCUGGCAGAAAGAAACUGAUGGGCUUUGGCUACCUCAUGAUGGGUGUGGUCAUGUCUGUGCUGAUUGUCAUGCUGACCAUUAAGGAUUUCUACCCUUGGGUCCCCUACUUCAACAUCGCACUCAUUUUCUCUGUCAUCUGCGUCUAUGGCUUGGGGCCAUCGGGAGUGUCCAUGUGCCUGCCAGCUGACCUGUUCCUGCAGGCUUGGCGUCCAUCAGCAUACGUGGUCAGCGGCACUAUCAACUGGCUCAGCCUGUUCCUCAUUGGGAUGCUCUUCCCAUACAUUGUGGAUGGAUUGGGACAGUUCUGUUUCCUGAUAUUUGUUGCCUACUGCAUCUUCAGCGCAGCAUUCAUGUUAUAUUUUAUCCCAGAAACUAAAGGAAAAACCAUGGUGGAGAUCACUGAAGACUUUAACAAAUUAAACUUUAAGGGCAUGGGCACAGAAAUUGAGAAGGGAGACUUUGUGCAUGCAACAAAGUUCUAGAGAACUGUGUGCACCCUAUUUAUUCUGAAUAUGUAUUUUCUCUCUGUAUUGUAAAUACAGUAUAACUUAAAAUGUGUAACUUUCCCACAACUGUAAAUCAUUUAACCAAAUGAGAGACUUGUUCUAAGAUAAUGAGACAUAAGACAAUGAUUGAAGUUAACAUCCAAUCCAGUAUCAGAGAUUUCCAUGGUGCUCCAUGUUUAAAAAACAUUUUUGAUAAAAAUAAUGUAAACACAUCAACUCUUUCAAGUGUUUCGAACUUGUUUUCCCUUCACAUUUUUAAUAAAGUAAGUGUCUCCACUA